AUGACACUCGAGGUGCCAACUGACUUGGCUGCCAAACAGGAUGCCUACCAUGCCCGUCUUAUAGCCAGAGAUAUAAUGAUUCUCAAGCAUGUUUUUAUAAAUAAACUUAUACAAAGCAUACGAACAUAUGCUGUUUUAGAUAGUUUCGAGUCCUCUACUUAUUACAGUUUGCGAGCAAUCCAUCAAAACAAUAAAGAAGAUCGUGAGGAGAAGUGGAAGGAAUCGAUUCUGACAUUUGAAAGUGAUCUCGGUCUUGAAGAACCUUCUCUGGAAAGUGCAUGGACAUUCUGGAUGGCUUUUCUCUAUGCCGGCACUAUUUACACAACUAUUGGGUACGGUAAUAUUGCGUGUACCACAACCGCAGGUAAAGUAGCGACGAUGAUCUAUUCGAUGUUUGGUAUUCCUAUUAUGCUAUUAAUUCUCAACGAUCUCGGCUCAUUGCUACUUGUUUGGGUAAAGCAUAUUGCCAGCUUCUCAAGUGAUUUCCUUCUAUUUCUAGGUGUCCGAGCAGGAAUCGUUGGCCUGAAGGAGGGCUCGAAGGAACGCCUACGAUACGUCUCAAUGAGCAAGAAACUAUCUUCCCUCGGGCUCAAUAGCAACGUGUCUCUUGCAAGUUUAGUUGCGGUAUGGACAUUCUUUAUCAAAAUCCCUAGUAAGAAAAGUUCGAUAGUCCUCACUUCCGGCCACUAG
Messenger RNA from Haemonchus placei, 690 nucleotides. NCBI's taxonomy places the organism in Eukaryota, Metazoa, Nematoda, Chromadorea, Rhabditida, Trichostrongylidae. The record is from the annotation of a GenBank genome assembly.